AUGAAUGCCACCCCGAACUUAGCGCCACAUUCGUACGAAGUGGACGUUUAUCAGGAAGGCCUCCGUGAUAAAAGACCGGCAAUCACCUUCAACGCCUUUGAAUGGGAGAAAUUAGCCAAAGAGCGACUCUCGGCAGAGAGUUUUGGAUAUGUCUGGGGUUCUGCCGGAUCUCGCGAAACCGAUGACAACAACCGGGCAGCCUUUAAGAAAUGGGGAAUUGUGCCCUCCCGUCUGGUGAAAUCCGACUUCCCGAGCUUGAAGACUACCUUGUUCGGUGACGAAUACAAUUAUCCGAUGGCUAUCGCGCCGGUAGGAGUCCAGCAGAUUUUCCACCGGGAAGGUGAGAUCGCAACGGCUUCCGCAGCGCAGCAGGAGAAUGUGACAUAUAUCCUCAGCACUGCAUCUGCGACGAGUAUAGAGGACGUUGCCAAAGCCAACGGUUCCGGGCCCCGCUGGUUCCAGCUCUACUGGCCCCUGAACGACCAGAGCGAUGUUACCCUCAGUCUGCUGAGACGGGCCAAGGCUGCCAACUACAAGGUCCUGGUGGUGACACUCGACACAUACAUCCUGGGAUGGCGACCGUCGGAUCUGGGCAAUGCCUAUAACCCGUUCCUUCGUAAGGACAAUAUCGGGACCGAAAUUGGGUUCUCUGACCCUGUUUUCCGGCGCAAAUUUCAGGAGAAGCAUGACAAGACCAUUGAAGAAGACAUGUCCAAGGCUGCGGCUGAAUGGGCUCACACAAUUUUUCCCGGAACCAGCCAUGGCUGGGAGGAUCUCGGUUUCUUGCGUGAAAACUGGGACGGUCCAAUUGUUCUCAAGGGUAUCCAGACUGUUGAGGAUGCUAAGCUGGCUGUCGAAUAUGGAAUGCAGGGCAUCGUCGUUUCCAACCACGGUGGACGUCAACAGGAUGGUGGCGUCGGCUCGCUAGCCAUGCUCCCGGAGAUUGUCCAUGCCGUCGGAAAAGAUUUGGAGGUCCUCUUCGACUCUGGCAUCCGUUGUGGUGCGGAUGCCGUCAAGGCUCUUGCGCUUGGAGCCAAAAUGGUCCUGCUCGGUCGACCUUACGUGUACGGUCUGGCAAUUGGUGGUGAAGAAGGCGUUCGCCAUGUGCUUCGCAGCGUCCUUGGGGACUUGGAAUUGAACCUUCAUCUGUCCGGGAUCAAAUCAGUGUCGCCUGAGCAUCUGAACAGCUCUGUGUUACGCAGGGUAGCAUAA
Messenger RNA from Aspergillus chevalieri, 1212 nucleotides. Its product is annotated as lactate 2-monooxygenase. The transcript has a single exon. The record is from RefSeq and is a predicted model, not a curated record. NCBI's taxonomy places the organism in Eukaryota, Fungi, Ascomycota, Eurotiomycetes, Eurotiales, Aspergillaceae. Gene Ontology annotation, molecular function: oxidoreductase activity; FMN binding. The coding region runs from base 1 to 1212 and encodes 403 amino acids.